UCAAAUGAUGCCUAGAUUUCUUGAUAUGAAUAUAUGAUGUCAUUCACCCAAUUCACAAGAAAUAAAAUUCACCACACGGAUCCUCUAAAAUUUUGUUACUACUCCCUGGCUGUCAUCUUGAAUCCAAACACCCACAUGUCAUCCUAGAUUUCAUGACCCACUCACACACACACACAUGCACUUCUCCAGUCUCCUAUAUUAAUUCAUUCUAAGUCAAUUCCCCACCCCUUCCAACUUCCAAGUUCCAACCCCAACUCCCCUUUUGCUUUCCCUCUUUCUCUCUCCAAAAAAGAUAAAAAUGUCAAGUACCAAAAGAAAGGUUCUCCUAAACACAGUGUCAGUGAACCUAGGUUGCAGCUGUAGAAGGCCAAAGCUCUCCUCUUUCUUCAACCCUAAACCUAAAUCCAAAACUCCCAACAAAUAUCAAAAACACCAUAACUAUUCCUACUCUUCCUCCACUUCUAGUAAUACUGCUAAUUCUAGAAACAUGUCAUCUUCUUCACCUUAUGAGUGUUACUAUCCUACCAUUAACUCCGCCACUUUCUCUCCUUACAUGGACACCACCACCACCACUACUACGUCGUCGUCUUCGUCUUCACACCCGUCUUCUUCGUCGGUGGAUGGGUUCGGGUUCAAGUCGGUGGCUGAAGAGAAGGAUUCUAAUGAUCCUUAUUUGGAUUUCAGGCAGUCUAUGUUACAGAUGAUUAUGGAGAAUCAGAUUUAUACUAAGGAUGAUCUUAAACACCUUCUCAACUGUUUCUUGCAGCUCAAUUCGCCUUCUCUUCAUGGGACUAUCAUUCGGGUUUUUACUGAGAUUUGGAAUAGUUUCUUCUUUAAUGGAAGACCUGAUCACACCUCCCCUAGCUACUUUCUUCGCCCUAAAUCCUACCAAUUUUAGCCCGUCAAUGAAAGGCUAUAAUUAAGGUUGCGUACAUCUGAACCGUCAGUAGUACGCAGAUUAAGCUAGGCUACUAUAAUUGUAAGCCAACUUUGUUUUUAAGUUGUUUUGAUUAGGUAAUGUAAUCUUUUGCUGCUAUUAGUUAAUUAGUAUAACACUCUAAGUAGUAGGUGGUAGUAAUAUAUGAUCUUAAUUAUGCCUCCUUUUAAUGUUGAGGAAAUUUAAGAUCUCUAACUUGGGUUCUAUGGUAAUUAAGUUAUGUUCAUUUGACAUUGUGUCAUGUGACUAGCUUACCAAUUGUAAAGAUGCUUUUACCAUCAGGUAUCAAGAAAUCAAACGGAUUUACUAUUUUUAGUCUUUUAUUUA
This is a messenger RNA of Spinacia oleracea (spinach), 1264 nucleotides long. RefSeq names its product transcription repressor OFP6-like. The coding region runs from base 299 to 898 and encodes 199 amino acids. Gene Ontology annotation, biological process: negative regulation of DNA-templated transcription. The record is from RefSeq and is a predicted model, not a curated record. NCBI's taxonomy places the organism in Eukaryota, Viridiplantae, Streptophyta, Magnoliopsida, Caryophyllales, Amaranthaceae. The transcript has a single exon.